GUCCCACGUGUAACUAUAACAUUACUCUCUUUCUUAUCAAAACUCAUUUUCUUUUAUUGAUAAUUGAAUAAUCACAAGAAGAAAAAAGUCAUGUUUAUACUUACACCUUUGGCCUUUUGUCAUAUGCAGAAUGAGUGGAAGCAUUAGUUGCCACGCCAUUUUUCAAUGGCCUAAUAAUUUGUCACCGUCUUCCUCCUCUGGCCUCUUCUCCUUCUCCCUCUUAAAUCUCACCUGUCAAAAGUACUCGCAGUUCACAAAAUCCUCUCCUCGCACAAAUACUGUCAAUUAAUUUGGUAACUUUUCUAGAUGCACCUUAUAUUUGCUCCUGAGAAUCAAGUACCCUCAUACAUGAUGUCCAAAAUUGUCAUUCUGCUUUUCCAUAUCCUUCUCUAUUCAGAGUUGAUGCCUUCAGAAGCCCAAACUUGGGUCAAAUCAGGUUACUGGUACUCUCGCACCGGGUCUCCCAUUUCAGACAUAAACUCAGCCCUCUAUACUCACCUUAUUUGCGCUUUUGCUGAUGUAAACUAUUCCUCCUACGAGCUCUCUGUAUCAUCCAGUAAUGAGCAAUACUUCUUAACCUUCACAGACACUGUUAGACAAAAGAACCCAUCAGUCACCACUCUUCUUUCCAUUGGUGGUGCAGAGGCAAACCACACCACCCUUUCAAAUAUGGUCAGCAAGGCUUCUUACAGGAAAUCUUUCAUAGACUCUUCAAUAAAGAUAGCAAGGCUUUAUGGCUUUCAAGGCCUAGACUUUGGUUGGAAUUCGGCGAAUACUAGCUCCGACAUGACCAACAUGGGACUGCUAUUUCAAGAUUGGCGUGCGGCUGUGAAUUCUGAGGCAAAGAAUUCUAGCCAGAAAGACUUGAUUUUGACUGCUGCUGUUCAUUUCUCGCCAGAUUUAAAUUCAGUUUCUUUCCCUGUGGACUCAAUUCGGAGUAACUUGAACUGGGUCCAUGUUAAUGCUUAUGACUACCAUGCGCCCGGAUGGUCAAACUAUACCGGUGCUUCUGCAGCCUUAUAUGACCCAUCGAGUAACGCUAACACGGAUUAUGGUAUUGGUGCAUGGAUUGGUAGAGGCUUGUCUGCUAGCAAGUUGGUUUUGGGAUUGCCUUUCUAUGGCUAUGCGUGGACGCUAAAGAACCCCAAUGACAACGGAAUAGGUGCUCCAGCAACAGGUCCUGCUGCCAUUGCAAUUAAAGGUGGUGGAGCCAUCAGGUAUUACCGAAUCAAGAGUUAUGUUCAGAGCUAUGGGGCUGCUAUAAUGUAUAAUGCUACAUAUGUAGUAAAUUACUGCACAGUCGGAUCGACUUGGAUUGGCUUUGAUGAUGUUGAGGCUGUCAGAAUGAAGGUUUCUUAUGCCAGAGAGAAGAAGCUACUGGGUUACGUUGUGUGGCAAAUCCCAUAUGAUGAUAAUUGGGCACUUUCUUUAGCAGCUCAAGAGGAAGAAAAUAAUGGAGGACCCAAGUGGCGAUUAUUAGUGAUCAUUUUGACUACAACUGCUACCGUUGCUCUCCUGCUAUGCCUUUUAGUGUGUUACUUACGGACGAGAAAACUCAGAUCCAAAGUUAUAGCUAAAAAAUUAGAGUCCAAAGCUAAUAACAUAGCAGCUGCUGGAGAUUCAAAUAGCAGUGUUCCUAAUCUGCAAGCAUUUAGUUUAGCUGACAUUGAGGCAGCUACAAAUAAAUUUUCAUUUGAAAAUAAACUUGGAGAGGGAGGUUAUGGCCCCGUUUACAAGGGGGUGUUACUAAAUGGAAAUGAAAUAGCAGUGAAAAAACUUUCAAAAACAUCUACGCAAGGAUUUGAGGAGUUCAAGAAUGAGGUUAUGCUUACUGCGAAACUACAACAUGUGAAUCUUGUGCGAGUUUUGGGAUUUUGCAUUGAAAGUGAUGAACAAAUACUAAUGUACGAGUACAUGCCAAAUAAAAGCUUGGACUUCUACCUCUUUGACCCUAUUAGACGGGACCUACUGGAUUGGAAAAAACGUAUUGACAUUAUUGAAGGAGUAACUCAAGGGCUUCUAUAUCUCCAAGAAUACUCAAGAAUGAUAAUAAUUCACCGAGACUUAAAAUCUAGUAACAUUUUACUGGAUGAAGAGAUGAAGCCGAAGAUCUCAGACUUUGGCAUGGCUAGAAUUUUCAAGAAAGAUGAACACGAAGCAAACACAGAUCGGAUUGUUGGAACUUAUGGUUAUAUUCCUCCUGAAUACGCCCGAAAUGGUGUAUACUCCACUAAAUCUGAUGUUUAUAGCUUUGGAGUUCUACUUCUACAAAUUAUAAGUGGUAAGAGGACUGCUUGUUAUCAUGGCUUGGAUGAGAAUCUAAACCUCCUAGAGUAUGCAUAUGAGCUAUGGAAAGAAGGCAAAGGCAUGGAAUUUAUGGAUCCAACUCUAGAUGAUACAACUUCAUCAUGUAAACUAAUUCGAUGCAUGCAAAUAGCUCUUUUAUGUGUUCAGGAAAACGCAAUUGAUAGGCCAUCAAUGUUGGAAGUUUCCUCAAUGCUAAAAAAUGAAACUAUAGUUGUGACAAAUCCCAAAGAGCCUGCUUUUUCAACGAAAAGAGAUGAAGGCGAUGAAAAAGACUCCAGAUUACAGGCUUUACAGCUAGAAAUUUGUUCAGUUGAUGAUUUAACAAUCACCCAAGUGGUUGCCCGUUGAAUGUGAAGGUCUUUGUGGAACAAACACACACAUAUCUAUAUUAUAUAUAUAUAAGCUGAAACAUAACAUUUAUU
Molecule: messenger RNA, 2729 nt
Organism: Quercus robur (English oak)
Lineage: Eukaryota; Viridiplantae; Streptophyta; Magnoliopsida; Fagales; Fagaceae
Product: cysteine-rich receptor-like protein kinase 25
Exons: 7
Coding region: 307-2655 (782 amino acids)
Biological process (GO): protein phosphorylation; carbohydrate metabolic process
Molecular function (GO): chitin binding; protein kinase activity; ATP binding
Source: RefSeq, a predicted model, not a curated record